CACUCUCGCGUUGUUUCCAUCUUAGGUUGGCUUUCUAGCACAGGCAGGAGAUGGAAGCUAAGGUACCCGGAAGUAGUGCAACCGUAAUGGCGGCUGGCGGAGCAGAAAAGGGACAGGUGGCUCCUUCUGGACCUGGAUCUCGGGGCUGGGUAAAGGGCGCCUACCGUUUCAUCACAGACCGUAAUGAUUUUCGCAGAAACCUUCUUGUCAAUCUGGGUCUUUUUGCCGCAGGCGUGUGGGUUGCCAGAAAUCUGACUGACUUUGAUUUGAUGGCUCCGCAACCAGGGCUGUGAGACAGACAAGGUUUCAUCAUG
Molecule: messenger RNA, 314 nt
Organism: Xenopus laevis (African clawed frog)
Lineage: Eukaryota; Metazoa; Chordata; Amphibia; Anura; Pipidae
Gene: tomm6.S
Product: translocase of outer mitochondrial membrane 6 S homeolog
Exons: 2
Coding region: 51-293 (80 amino acids)
Cellular component (GO): mitochondrial outer membrane translocase complex
Source: RefSeq, a predicted model, not a curated record